Messenger RNA from Lizanozyma spartinae, 753 nucleotides. It is a transcript of the gene TIP1, whose product is annotated as transporter. The record is from RefSeq and is a predicted model, not a curated record. Gene Ontology annotation, cellular component: membrane; trans-Golgi network. Bases 1 to 753 code for a protein of 250 amino acids. The transcript has a single exon. Gene Ontology annotation, biological process: vesicle fusion with Golgi apparatus; endoplasmic reticulum to Golgi vesicle-mediated transport. Lineage: Eukaryota; Fungi; Ascomycota; Pichiomycetes; Serinales; Debaryomycetaceae.
AUGGCGUUCUACCAGAACAACGGACAGCCUGAGAUGCAGUUCUAUCAAUCGAACUAUUCCAAUAAUUUUCAAAGCAGUCCCUCGGCUCAAUUUGCCAAUCAAGGUAGUAUGGAUGGCGGAUUUGGUGCCAAUGUGGAUGUGAGUGGGGCUAUGGGAAGUGGAGAACUUGCUCCAGGGAUAAUUGCAGCAUUUGGAACAUCUGGAUAUCCUGGAGAACCUCCAUUAUUAGAGGAGCUUGGGAUCAAUUUUCAGCAUAUCAAGGGUAAGACUUUAGCUGUAUUGAAUCCAUUCAAUAAAAGUAUUAGUCCUGAUAUAAUGUCAGAUUCCGAUCUUGCAGGGCCCAUUUUGUUUGCACUUAUAUUUGGAACAUUAUUACUUUUAGCAGGUAAAGUUCAAUUUGGAUAUAUCUAUGGGGUUGGAUCAUUUGGAACUAUUAGUUUGCACUAUUUGUAUAAGUUCAUGUCAGAUUCAGUGGAGAUUGAUAUCACGCGUUCUGUUAGUGUUAUAGGUUAUUGCAUGUUGCCAUUACUUUUAGUUUGCGUUAUAGGGGUUUUCCAUUCUUUGGAUAACCUAUUUGGUUAUUUGACUAGUGCUGUUGCUGUGUUUUGGUGUACAUAUUCAGCUUCAGGGUUCUUUGUUGCUGUAUUGAAGUUGCAUAACGUCAGACCAUUGAUUGCCUAUCCUCUCUGCAUGUUCUACACUGUGUUUGCCUUGAUGGCUAUCUUUGUGGAGAAGGGUCCUGCAACAUCAUAA